Molecule: messenger RNA, 936 nt
Organism: Rasamsonia emersonii CBS 393.64
Lineage: Eukaryota; Fungi; Ascomycota; Eurotiomycetes; Eurotiales; Trichocomaceae
Product: Ribonucleoprotein
Exons: 3
Coding region: 1-936 (311 amino acids)
Molecular function (GO): RNA binding
Source: RefSeq, a predicted model, not a curated record
AUGAUGCAGUUGUCUCUGUCACGUUUUGAAAAACUGUUGCUAAAGCGGGGCGAUAGCACCGACAAAAUCCCCCUUCCAGAAUGGAGGCAAAACAGCAAGCCGCGCACUCAACUCGCCCAAUUGGCGCAUCAAGGCAGAGGACAGUCCAAAUGGCCACAGUCCCAGGUUUUCAAAUCAGCCGACCAGUUCGCCCCGCUCCCCGUUCAACAGAUCAUCUCCCCAGGCGAUAGCGGAGGGCAGACGUCUCUAUUGCCUCUCCCUAGCGAGCGGAUUGACAUCUCGAUCGACCCCUUUACCGGCCGCAACCCCUCCUACUGUUUUGUAGACUUGGAAACAAAAGAUCAGGCUGAUCGGGCGAUGAAAGAACUAGACGGACGGGAUCUGCUUGGACGCCCAGUCAGAGUCAAGCCGGGAGUUGCCAAAUCGACCCAGGACCGCUCAUUCUCCAGGACGACUGACAGCCCAUCCCCCCGUGCCAAUGACAAGACAGGCUCGCCUUCAUACACUUUUGACCGCUGGCAGCGAAAUGACGCUUCUGCCCACUUUAAGGGGUACAGUGAACAGGGUCGCCGGUUAUAUGUCGGCGGUCUCCCCAAGCUAUCCAGCCAGCUGACCAUCGACAAUGAAAUCCGCAACUUUUUCAAGGGGUACAAUGUCGAGGCGAUAAGCAAGCUCAUCUCACCGCACCCGUCCAAACGGUUCGAACCCGGGAACCAUUAUUAUCUUUUUGUUGAUUUUGCGAGUGCCGAUGAGGCAUCUGCGGCCAAGGCCUCCUUAAAUGGCCAAGAGGGCCCCUGGGGAGGUAAAAUUAAAAUUGGCCACGCUCGCGGGGAGUCGUGGAAGCCCGAUGAGAGGAAAAACUGGGAGGCUGCUCGCGGGAAAGACUUGCCAUCGACGAGCGCUGAGACGAGGGAAACGACAGCUGCUGCUGCAUAG